This is a messenger RNA of Musa acuminata subsp. malaccensis (wild Malaysian banana), 1037 nucleotides long. NCBI's taxonomy places the organism in Eukaryota, Viridiplantae, Streptophyta, Magnoliopsida, Zingiberales, Musaceae. The record is from RefSeq and is a predicted model, not a curated record.
GGUAGCAGAGAGAGGCGUCCAUUGGGGAUUAGGAGAAUCCAGACUCCAAAGGAAGAGGGGGAAAGCGGGGAAGUCGAAGAAGAAGACAGCAGAAAGACGCUGCCACCUUAUCUUUCACUUCAGGCUUGCUCUCAGCCAGCAGCCACGGUCAGUUAAGAUGGUUCCCGGAUAUGAACCAAUAGGAGGAAGCUCUUCCCUGAUUGGUGGAUCGGCAAUGACAGGUGAGCUGAACCAAUCGCCCUCUUUGAUCCUCCACCUCAACCGCGUUGGAGAGGGCAUUCCCCUCGCUUGUAUUCUGUGGCGGAGCAGAGCCGCUCUUCUCUUCUCUGAAAGCUCCUCUUGCUUCCCUUUUCUUCUCUUCGCUUGUCCAUAUCUCUAUAUUAUGCACGCAAGAACACAUGAUCAAUCGAUUGGAUGGAUCUCGGGUUGGGGAGACUCGUACGCGGAUCCCCCUCCGACCUCGUUGCUCCAAGGACGACUCUCGAUUCCCGGAGAAUAGCAAGAACGAUAAAGUUGAUAGGCCGUCUAAAGACUGGGACAAGGUUUGCACAAAAUUUCGGAAGCAGGGAAAGAAAUCCAUGUUCUCAGAGUUCAAGCCAGACAAAUAUGUCAACUGGAAUCCAAGGGAUUCUGAUUACCCAUUGUCAGAAGAAGUUGAUCCCAUAAAAAGAACAGAGAGGCCCAACCUCAUGCUGUGGACAAGUCCAAAGUUCACCCUGGCAGGAGCUAUCGUCAUGGUCUCGAUGCUUCUCAUUUACACUCUUUAAGCCCCACUUAAGUGAUCUCUUUGACCCCUAUUAGAAUCCAUAUUAAAGUCUUGUGUACAAACAAGCAUGAUAUAAUGUGGAUAUUUGGCCAUCAGAAACUGACUCCAGCAUCUAAUAUUUGUACCUGCUUUCUUUUGUCACCCUUUGUUAACCUUGCUCUUUUUGUCUCUCAAAUCCUGGCUACCUGUUAUUGUAUCUAAGAAAAUGAGGGAAAAAAGGCUCGUCGAUGCAUUUUAUUUAUACUUCACAUUGGAUAAGAUAAAAUAGCUU